GGGCACUUCUCGGGCGGACGGAACGCUCCUCCCGCGUCCAGCCGCGACGGCGGGCUCCCUCGUCUUUCCUCUCGCAGGCACUGGGAGCGGGGCAUGCGCCCCUCGGCUGGGCGCGUUUGGCGAUGGAUUCCCACACCGCCAAAUUCGUGGGCUGCUUGUUCUGGCCGCUGGUCGUCUAUCUGCCGCUCGCCCAAGGAGUUGAUUGCAAACCCGGUUGCCAUCAAGUAAAUGGAUUUUGUGAAGUUUCCAAUGAAUGCAGAUGUCAACCUGGCUGGCAAGGCCCUCUCUGUGAUCAGUGUGUUCCUUUCCCUGGCUGUUUGCAUGGAACAUGUGUCAAACCAGGGCAGUGCAUGUGUGAAGAAGGAUGGAUCGGUAGCCGCUGUGACACAGUUGUUCAUCCUUGUUCUUCCAAGCCUUGUUCAAAUUACUCAAGGAAUUGUGUUGAGACUGGCAAUGGCGGAUACAUUUGCUUGUGCUCUCAAGGCUAUAUGGGAAAAAACUGCCAGAUGAAAAGAGGGCCCUGUAUUGUUAAUGGCUCACCUUGCCAAAAUGGAGGAACUUGUUUGGACGAUGAUGGGUUUGCACCUUAUGCCUCUUGCAUGUGCUUGCCAGGAUUUACUGGACAGUUUUGUGAGAUUGAUAUGGAUGACUGUGAACCAAACCCCUGUGAAAAUGGAGGCACGUGCACGGAUAUUGGCAAAAGCUUCCACUGCUCUUGUCCUCUUGGCUAUGGAGGUGUGUUGUGCAGUAACCGCAUCCCAGCUUGUGAUAGUAGCCCUUGUGAAAAUGGUGGGACAUGUCAUGGACAUCAUGGCAGAGGCUUCAAGUGCAUUUGCAAACCAUACUUUGUUGGGGCCACCUGUGGUUCUUCCACUAGAAACACAAGUGUGAAUGUGGUGGCUAAACACAGAGGGAAUCACAAUCACCACCUGCAUUUGAGAGGUCACCGUAAACCAGCUCAGCAGCAAGAAAAGGAAAUACUGACCAUAAAAGAGACAAUUGAAAACAGGCAGUCAUUGCUUACUAAGAGUCAGGUGAUCUGCUUCAUGGUUCUAAGCUUCCUUACAUGUCUUGUUGUUCUGGGUACAACUGGGAUUAUAUUUUUCUCUAAAUUUGAAGUAUGGCUAGCCAAUGCCAGAUACAGACAACUACUGCACAAGGAGAGGGAUUGCUUUCUAAAAGCAAAUGAUGAUGAGAAUUUUUCUGUUACAACAAUCUUUCCUGAGAAGAUUAAUCAGACUAAUGAAUAGGCUAUAUAGAGCCAAUCUUGUGAGAUAGAUCCUUUUUCAUUUUUGCUUGUAACGAAAAUUCUGGCUUUGGAACCAAUUGACAAAUAAGAAAGAUGCUUAGUUUUUGUCAGUCAUGUUUUCCCAAACAUUUUUUUUUCAGUUGAAAUCAUGUUGUGGACCAUGUUGUACAACCUUUUUGGGACUGAAGGCUAUAUUUAGAACUUGAGCGGAGAGCUAGGGAAGCAAAACAGAGGUGGUGGAGCCUUGCCCAUUUUUUAAAAAUUCAAUGUAAGUUUUCAUUUAUUUAGCUAAUUAACUAUAAUAUGAUUAUUCCCCAUAUAUUUAAUAUCUUUUCCAGUCUGUAACAUAUUUUAAAUUCAGCAGCAGCUUUUUGAGGGGCUCUGAAGAUCACACCAGGGCUUGGAAGAAGGAGGUGUUACAGUAUAUGCCAAUGUAACAGACUUAUGAAACUUAAUUUAGGUUGUAAUCCUAUAUUAUAUAUCUGGAAGUAAGUUCCAUUAAACUUCGUGGGGUUUGCUUCUGAACAGGCACAUGCACAGUUGAAUUAUUGCUAUUUUAAAUAAAAAGUCAAUGCAACAUUGUUAAGAUAACUAUCGUCAUAUUUUGUGCUAUGUUUGGCAAUUGUGAUAUUUCUAAAUGAUUUUCUAAUGCUUAUUUUGAAUAAAUAGUUAUUAAGGGCUA
Molecule: messenger RNA, 1931 nt
Organism: Candoia aspera
Lineage: Eukaryota; Metazoa; Chordata; Lepidosauria; Squamata; Candoiidae
Gene: DLK1
Product: delta like non-canonical Notch ligand 1
Exons: 5
Coding region: 123-1250 (375 amino acids)
Biological process (GO): Notch signaling pathway
Molecular function (GO): calcium ion binding; Notch binding
Source: RefSeq, a predicted model, not a curated record